This is a messenger RNA of Aedes aegypti (yellow fever mosquito), 1383 nucleotides long. RefSeq lists its product as uncharacterized. NCBI's taxonomy places the organism in Eukaryota, Metazoa, Arthropoda, Insecta, Diptera, Culicidae. The record is from RefSeq and is a predicted model, not a curated record. The transcript is spliced from 2 exons. Bases 361 to 822 code for a protein of 153 amino acids.
GCAAGCGAUGAAAGCAUGCAAUCCACCACGUCACCUUCAAGCUCCAACCCGGCCGAGUUAUCGCUCCCGGGGAGGCCGAUUGAUUCGACAAACGAUGCGUUCAGUAUCAAAUUUGAUAUCGCGGGCUAUUCAUGCCGCGAGUUUAUUCAGCUUUUAACGGGCGACACGCACGCUAAUUGAGUAAAUUCCGAAAAAGCAAUUGUUUUUUUAUAGAAUUCCCACACACCAAAUGUGCGCGCGCGACCAUUGAGGCAUCAAACCGCGAAUUCAACUAGAAACUAUCCAGUCAUUCUCGGGCCUACGUCGAGCGUAGAUCGAAUUAGCACCUUUUUAUUGUUUAUUGAAUAUUAAAUCGCAAACAUGAACGUUGGUGAUGGAGAGGAAAACCCGUUCAUACAGGCUCUGCAGUCCGAUGCAUUGAACGAGCUUCUUAAUGAUAAGAAUAAACAAGAAAUGGCAGAAAAUUUGGCCGAUAAUUUGAGAAAAUUGUCGGAUAUGUUCAGUAAACUAUCCGAUCAGGAGAAGCAACAGUUUACCAAAGAGUUCAAAGGUCAAUUCAUAAACCAACUGAAAGGGUUAUCGGAGAUGGUAAAACAACAGAAGUUGUCCGAGGAAAAUUCUGAAAAUAUGAAAUCGAUUCCUAUAUUUGGCGCAAACGAAGUCCUACAUGAAGAACUUAAUUUUUAUUUGAUGAUUGCGUUUGGAUUGUUGAUACUGUUAUUUGUUGUAUUCUUCGGCUAUAAACUAUAUCUUUCUCUAACGGAGAAAGAACGUAAACUACAGGAAAAACAAAAAGCCAAGCAGAGCAAGAAGAAAAAGUGAGCUGUUGUUAACCCGCGUGGCAGACAAUCAGCAGAGGCAGUCGGACGGUUUGCCACCAUCAGCACAAAAACAUUCCAUGGGCGAAAAACUACCACAAGCUUCUAAAUUUGAUGAAAGUUUAAAAUGUUUUCGCCCACCACCUCCUUCUACGAAGCGCAAUCAAGUGAGACUUUAUAGUAAUAUUUAUGAUAGCUAUUUUACUACAACCACUUUUCGUUUAAUGUCUGCAAUUUUAUCAUAAGCAAGCGAAGAUCUAACAAUGUUGAAGGGCAUCUGUCGAAUGGUUAGGUGAACUGCAAAACUACAUAUUUCUUUUGUCUGUUAAGUUUGAACUUUUUUGGUCAGAAUGAAACUAUACAAAAUAUAACUAAAUCAAAAGAUGUUAAACAAAUUUAUUCGGAUGAGUUCUAUAUACAAAACUAUAUUAAAUACAAGACGGUAAUCAAAAUCAACUAUGUAAUGCCAGACAAACAAGGUAUCUGUUUAUGAUAUUAACUUUGCAAUUAAUGUAUGUUUUCUUUGAAAUGACGAAUGAUACGAAAUACAUCAUAUACCUGGAGA